Molecule: messenger RNA, 2378 nt
Organism: Bombina bombina (fire-bellied toad)
Lineage: Eukaryota; Metazoa; Chordata; Amphibia; Anura; Bombinatoridae
Gene: COL13A1
Product: collagen type XIII alpha 1 chain
Exons: 40
Coding region: 178-2034 (618 amino acids)
Source: RefSeq, a predicted model, not a curated record
UCUUUUAGUUACACGUUUGCUUUAUUCCUGUUUAUAAAAAGACUCUGUGCACCAUUAUUCAUUUUAUAUGGCAGCUGUACUCUUUAUUUUGCUAUAAACCAUCUGUUUUUAUUUCAGGGCCCUAUUGGACGACCUGGUCUUCCGGGAGACAAAGGAGGUCUUGGAAUACCUGGACGUAUGGGAAUAAAAGGUCACCCCGGAGAAAAGGGAUCUCCAGGAGAACCGGGCAUGUCUAUUAUAGGACCCCGUGGCCCUCCUGGACAGCCUGGAACGCGCGGUUUUCCUGGGUUUCCCGGACCCAUAGGAUUAGACGGCAAGCCAGGGCAUCCUGGUCAGAAAGGGGAUAAAGGUGAGCAGGGUCUGCCUGGUCUGAUAGGACCACCAGGACCUGCAGGACUCAAAGGGGAAAAAGGUCACUGUGGAGAGUACUCACACAGGGAUAAUUUAAGCACCACUUUUGCUGCGCUACGAUCCAAUCAGAUCCUUGUUCUGAAGCUGCUGCCUCUUCUUAAUGCAGUGCGGGUGGCGCAGCCACCGGUCAUAAAAAGACGCAUCUACCAGGGUGAACAGGGACAGGCAGGACUCCAAGGCCCUCCAGGGCUGCCUGGUCCACCGGGGCCCCCAGGAGCUACAGGACCGCCAGGAGAUCCCGGAUUGCCUGGUGUUGUUGGGCCACCUGGCAAAGCCGGGGAUCCGGGAAAACCCGGCAAAGAAGGGAAAGGUUUACCUGGACCUCCAGGCCAAAAGGGAGAGACAGGCGCUUCGGGAAUGCCUGGGAGAAAGGGGGAUAUGGGUGACCCUGGGGUGCCAGGCGCAGCUGGGCUUCCAGGAUUGCUGGGUGCACAGGGAGAAAAGGGAGAAGCUGGACUGAAGGGAGAAAGAGGUAUGCCCGGGAUGCCUGGAAAACAUGGAGCUAAGGGUGAACCAGGAAUCCAUGGGACAAAGGGUGAAAAGGGAGAUACUGGCAAUGCACUUGGUGGAGUUAAAGGGGAACCUGGAAAUCCAGGCGCACCAGGGCUUCCAGGACCAAAGGGAGAAACUGGUGUAGGACAACCAGGAAUUCCAGGAAAGCCAGGAGAAAAGGGAGCUACCGGAGCUAAAGGAGAUCAAGGCUCCCUGGGACUACGAGGUCCUAAGGGGGAGCCAGGAACACCGGAUUUGAUAGAAUACAACGGGAAUCUCAACGAGGCUCUGCAGGAAAUUCGAACAUUGGCUCUGGGACCUCCUGGCCCCCCAGGACUUCCAGGUUUACCAGGACAGAAGGGUGAAAUAGGAUUGCCCGGCCCACCUGGCCAUGAUGGGGAUAAGGGCCCCCGGGGAAAAGCAGGUGAAGCUGGACCUCCUGGACCUGCAGGUGCCCCAGGAAAUGAUGGACUUCCAGGACCAAAGGGAGACACUGGCCCCAGGGGGACACAAGGAACAAAAGGAGACAAGGGAGAGACAGGGCUGUCAGGAUCACCGGGUCUUGAUGGCCCCACUGGAGAAAAAGGAGAACAGGGAGACCAAGGCGUUCCCGGACCCCCAGGACUUCCUGGUCCGAUUGGGCUUCCGGGACUUACAGGGGAUAAGGGAGACCCAGGAGUAAAGGGAGACCCUGGGAAUGCAGUAUUGGGGCCAUCUGGGCCACCUGGCGUUCCUGGGCCUGUGGGUCCUCCAGGGCUGCCUGGGCCAAAGGGAGAGGUUGGAGAGGGCGUAAAGGGAGACAAAGGAGACAAAGGGCCCUUGGGUUUGCCAGGCGCUUCAGGUUUAGACGGCAGAACUGGCCCACCGGGGACCCCAGGACCAACUGGUGUUCCAGGGCCAGCAGGACCAAAAGGGGAAAGGGGUAAUAAAGGAGAACCGGGAGUUGCAGGACCAAUUGGACAAACAGGUCUCCCAGGUUUGCACGGACCACCUGGUGAUAAAGGAGGCCGGGGACAACGAGGUUUUAAAGGAGAAAAGGGUGAUCCAGGGUCACCAGGGUUGAACGGGCUGGAUGCCCUGUGCCCAUUGGGAGAAGAUGGUUUGCCAAUACAGGGAUGCUGGAAUAAGUGAUCAUUCUAACCUGGAAUUGCCCUUUGUGUCUGUACAUAAAAUAUUUAUUUUUAUACAGUGUUCAGUAUAAAUACAAAUGAGCAAACUUUAUACAUUUUUGUACAUAAAUUAAUACAUAAAGAUGCGUUGUCUUCUUUUAAUGGGCCAUUUUGUUUACUGUUUUUGUCUUUGCUUUUCUAAUAUUUGUGAAAAAAAUGCUGCUGUAUUUGCAUGAUAUUUGUGCACAGUUAUUAUAUAACGCUUUUUAAGUUAUUGUACUUUGGUGCCAAAAAGUUCAUCAGAGAAGAAUUUGCCUAUUUCCUGAGUAUGAUGUUUAAUUAAUAAAAUACAUUUUUUCCACACUA